GCUGUCGAGUGGUAACGGUUCGGCAGGACAUGGACUGCCAUUUUACACAGGGACUGCUAGCUAAAUCGCCCAAGUGACACACCGCAACUUACUCUCCUAUGCGGUCGUCAGCUUGCCUUUUACCCAGAAGGGCAGCGUGAGCAGCGGUACACUGUGAGCAAACAUCCACAGCGGCCGCCUGCUUUCAAAACACGGGUCGCGUUAACGGUGGCGUCAGACACCCCGCGGAAGUAGUAACAAAAGGCCCUGGAUGGAUAGCCUGGACCCUGAAACCCUGUAUGUGUCUCCAGAGCAGACUGGACAGCCCACACUCCCCCUCCCCACCUUGGAAGUCUCCAACGUGGCACUAGUGGGUGGGAAGAAGAUGAAUGGGUCCCUGGACCACCCCGACCAACCAGACAUCGAUGCGAUUAAGAUGUUUGUGGGACAGAUUCCACGGUCCUGGUCCGAGGAGCAGCUUCGUGAGCUGUUUGAGCCCUAUGGAGCAGUCUAUGAGAUUAAUGUUCUUCGAGACCGUAGCCAGAAUCCACCACAGAGCAAAGGCUGCUGUUUUAUAACGUACUACACUCGCAAAUCAGCCUUGGAAGCACAGAAUGCUCUACACAACAUGAAGAUUCUCCCCGGGAUGCACCACCCAAUACAGAUGAAGCCUGCUGACAGUGAGAAAAACAAUGCUGUGGAAGACAGGAAGCUGUUUAUUGGAAUGAUCUCUAAGAAGUGUAAUGAGAACGACAUCCGACUGAUGUUCUCACCAUACGGACAGAUAGAGGAGUGCCGGAUACUUCGAGGCCCUGAUGGACUCAGCCGCGGUUGUGCAUUCGUGACGUUUACAGCAAGACAAAUGGCCCAGUCAGCCAUCAAGUCCAUGCACCAGUCUCAGACCAUGGAGGGUUGUUCAUCUCCCAUCGUGGUGAAGUUUGCAGACACUCAGAAGGACAAGGAGCAAAAGCGCAUGGCCCAACAGCUGCAGCAGCAGAUGCAGCAGCUCAGCGCAGCUUCCAUGUGGGGAAAUCUCACUGGGCUCAACAACCUGGGGCCACAAUACCUCGCACUUUACUUACAGCUGCUGCAGCAGACAGCCUCCACAGGGAAUGCACUCAACAACCUGCACCCUGUCUCAGGUCUUAAUGCCAUACAGAACCUGGCUGCUUUAGCAGCAGCAGCAACUGCCACACAGGCCACGCCCACAGGCUCCAGCGCCAUGACAACAUCUAGUAGCCCACUAAGUGCACUAACAAGCUCAGGCUCCUCCCCCACCUCCAGCAGCAACUCCUCAGUGAACCCUAUGUCCUCUUUGGGGGCCCUACAGUCUCUCGCUGCUGGUGCUGGAGCUGGCCUCAACAUGAGCUCCCUGGCAGGCAUGGCAGCACUUAAUGGCAGCCUUGGCUCCGGAGGCCUGUCUAAUGGCUCAGGAAACACCAUGGAGGCCCUGAGCCAGGCCUACUCAGGCAUCCAGCAGUACGCUGCUGCUGCCGCCAUCCCCAGUCUGUACAACCAGAGUCUGCUGCCCCAGCAGAGCGUGUCUGCCGCUGGCAGCCAAAAAGAGGCCAGCAACAGUCACAGCACCGGUCCAGAAGGUGCCAACCUGUUCAUUUACCACCUGCCCCAGGAGUUUGGAGACCAGGAUUUGCUCCAGAUGUUUAUGCCCUUUGGAAACGUCAUCUCUGCUAAAGUCUUCAUUGACAAACAGACAAACCUCAGCAAGUGCUUUGGCUUUGUGAGCUAUGACAACCCUGUGUCAUCACAGGCAGCCAUCCAGUCAAUGAAUGGUUUCCAGAUCGGCAUGAAGAGGUUGAAGGUGCAGCUGAAGCGCUCAAAGAAUGAUAGCAAGCCCUACUGACGGUGCUGAGGCACUGCAGACUUAGUUAGGCAGGGUGAUGUUAUGGUAAGUGGAGUAUGAAUAACCAAGACUGGUCCACAGAAACUUGUCUGUGCGUUACAGGGUGAUGUCCGCGGCGCUGCCUCUCCUGGUCAUUGUACCAUGUCCAGGCAAAGAGACACAUGAAGCUACAUGCAAGAGUUUUUGGGCUAGACUGGAUUCCUCCUGUGUUCUGUUGUGGUUCAUGCACUUUGUUUUCAUUUUAACAAGUAAGAGAAACAGGUGUAUUUUUAAUUUCAGUUGAAAUGUUAUCAGUUUGCUGUGGUACAUAAUAAGCAUAUGAGUUAAUUGUUAGGAUAUGUUGCACUUUGACAGUCGGGUGCCAAAUCCGUGUGUUUUUUACUUGCUGUUCACCCUCCGCUCCACCACCACCCAGACUCGGCUUACAGCCCCUGAAGGCAGCAGGAAAAAAACGACAACAAAUAGAGCUACGUUUGAUCAGAAAACAAAUCGUCACUUUUUCUUUGACAUCCUCACAAACCACAUGUGUGGUUUCCCUCCUUCUGUAUUUGGUAUCUGUAUUAUCUCUUGAGAUGGAAACUGUGUGUAUGAUUUACACCUCAAUUAGUGGUGAGGCACAGAAGCUCAGAUUGUUUUUAAGGAGGAGCUCCACUAACACAUGCAGCUAUAUUAACAUAAAGGUUUGUGUGGGCGCGUGUCUCUGUCAGUGUUGCGAGGCCAGUCGUCUUCAUCAGUGACCGCUGUGGCACUCGAGCUGUAAGCAGCCCGUUGAUGCUGGGAGCACCGUGUUUUCGCCCUGAGGUUUACAGCCUCCCGUAACCUUGCUGUUGGUGAGAGACGCUCGAUGGUCGUCCGUUUACUGUCGCAUCUACAGAUGACUGUACCGUUUCGUCUGUAACUGACUUGUCCGGCUCGUACCAAUCGUGUAGCCCCGCUGGAUGACCGCGAGUUUCCGUAUGGUUUUGUUGUGUUUAAACACCGGCUGGAAUUGAUUUCUGUAUGACAACGAUAUUAUGCUUCUGUCAAGCAGAGUGUUUUGCUGUUGUUUUUCCUCUGGAAGUUAGUAAAACAAAUUUCAAAAUGCAGCUGAAAUUGCACGUGAGCAUAGACACGUCCAGAGGACUGAACACGGCAUGCCUUGGUGGGGCUCCUCCUGUGCUGCUGCACUCUGAGUGACUCGCGUACAAAUCCAAGAGUCAUUUUAUGGUUUUAGUUAGUUUCUACUUUGAAUCCAGGUGAACUCUCCGCUACUGUCCUGCUAGAAAGCGGCUGGCUAAUCUACAGAGGGCUACACCACGUUGUCUCUCACUGAAUAUGUUCUGUGAUUGGAGAUUUCCUAUAAAUGUCAAAUUGCUCAAGACAAAUAUGUUAGUUGCUUAGACUUUCAGAAAAUUGUGUGCGUGCGUUUGUGCGUGCGUGCGUGUGUGUGUGUGUGUGUGUGUGUGUGUGUGUGUUUUGAUAGAACUAGUAGGCAAGACAAUUGUUGAGAUGUAUAUUUAAACUAUUAUGCCUUUUCUAUUUUUAUAUAGGUUUUAUACUUCCCCGGUGUGUUGGGGAACUAUUUAUUGCCUAAAUUAUUUAUCAGAAUUGAAAUUAUUUUGAAAGACAAAUGUGAAGUCCAAAAAACUCCACUUGAUCUCCUGGUGUGUGUCCGCUCUUUGCCUGUUAAGCGUUGUUUACUUUUUGGUGAUGUGUACUAUGUGUCAGUGUGGCAUGGACUGUGUAUAGGAUCCAUCAGUGCUGCUACAGACUUCAUAGACAACCCCCCCCCCCCCCCCCUGUCAUACAUGCCUCCAUCUGAAUAAACCAUUUUCCAAAAUAACAACACAGGGAGCAUAGUUUAUUCUACAAGUCCAUUUUAACAUGUGCCUGUUGGUCCUGUCUCGCUUUAUGAAUACAUAGCCAUCCCAUAUGUGUUGUCAACAUUUGUGCACCAAGUGCUUUGGUGUUUCUCCAGUUUUGAUCCGAGUAUUAGUCUUCUGUAGUGGGCCGGUCGGAGUACAACUCUGUUACCAGGGCCUCAGAGAAUCUCUAUUUACAGUAUCACAGGGUCAUUCAUGCUAAAGAAGCUGCAGGUCCCUAUGUUCUGUGUAAUAUUGUCCUGUCUACUUAAUGUUGUUUUGUCACUGUUGGAAGUUUCUUGGUAUAUUGUAAACUGUACAAAAAGCUUUCUUACUAUUGCACAAAAAUCAUUAUUAUGUGUUCAGGGACUUUGUAGUCAUAGCUGAUUUGUCGCUGUGUUGAGCUUUAAGACCACUGUUUGAUUCUGGAGCUAUUUUUUCAUUUAAAGACAAAAGAAAGCAAGCUUUAUGGUUUGCACAGUGAAGAGUGAAACAAGUCCCAAGUGUUAGUGAUGAGAAAUAGUGGUGGUUACUGGUGGUGUAUUUUGUAAUUUAAGACGCAUCACCUCAGUUCGCUUCCAUGAUCUGUCUCUACAGCAUGUGGUUAGAGCAUCUCAUCUCUUAGAAGAAGCUGGCAAAUGUUACUCCAACAGGAGCAAACUGCUGUUUUUGUUUGGGACUGAUUUCAGAUACCACACUUGGUGCUCUUGCAGUGAGUAUUUCAGAUGCGGGAAUCAAACAAAGAAACUACAUCUCACCCAGCACAACAGUGAGGUUCAUUCAUGUGUCUUUAAUAGGCUUUAAACAACAGUGGAGCUCUAUGGCACAGAAGAACAAGAUAAACCAGGCUUUGUGUCGACACAGUCCUUGACAGUAAGACUCACAGUUGGUUUGGGUCUGUAGAUUUGUUCACAAUACAGAGAAUACCAGUGUAAAUUAGAAGAUACAAGUCUGCAAAUGGAAUAUGAUAAACAUCCAUAUAUAAAGGGAAAAAUGAAAAGUAACAUCUCUUAACUACACAUCCUGUUUACCUUUUUACGGACCUUUCAGAUGUAUCUUUGCUCCGCUUUCAUGCUGCCGUUGGUUUUCAUUCAUUUCUGUCUGGCAUAAACGUCUGUAAUUGAAGAAUAUAGACACUCGCCCAAGUGGUUUCCUCAGACAGCGGACAACAGGUCUCCAGUCAUCUUUGCUAGAGCUGCAUUGCUAUUGUGGACUUUUGGAAGCAAUCUGCCAUGAGACUGCAUUACUCAGCAGCAAUAAUGUAACCGUGGCAGAAGAUGACUGUCUCCUAGAUUUUUAUUUAUAAAAGAAAUUCAUUUUAACUCCUGACUGCUGGGAUGGCAGAAAGGGUACAUGCAGAAAUCUGAAAUGAAGCAGUGUAAUUUGCAAAUAGUUGUGAUGUUGAGUAUUAUUUUAGCUAAAUUGGAGAAAACCUAGUAAACUCGUGAUAUGGGACUUGAAAUACCUUUUUGAAAAUGUAGUCAGUUGUAAAAACAGAUCUAGAUGCAUGGAACAUAUGACUCUUAACUUGUGUUUGUUUUCAUCAUUUUAACACAGUUACCAAUUCAUGGUGAUUAAUAAUGACAGAGAAUUAUUAAAAAGUCAUUAUUCCAGUGGCACUCUGGAGCCUCCCUGUGAUUAGCUGUUUUUAGACUGUAGCCGCUGAUCCAGAGCUCAGGAGGCCUGUAGUGUGGCCUGCAUGUUGUCACACAUUCUGUGCUGCCAUUUUAUUCAGUCUGUUGUAUGUGUGUUUUGCCUUUUGUCGUCAUCCACCUCAGUUUCCAGUAACACGUGGCCCGUCAUACCCUCUGUCCCUGAAACUGACCGUUGAGUGUUUAGACUGUGAUCAACCCCACACAGAGAUAAAUCAUUCUUUGUUUCUUUUUCUUUCUCUCUCUCUCUCUCUCUCUCUCUCUCUCUCUCUCCUGUCUGUGUUCCAUUGCUGUUUAACCUAGGUUUGUCUCCCUGUUGUGUUUUUCUUUUUGUUUUUUCUAGAUCUCUUCCUGUUUGCCCUAGCAUGUUGAUGUGGCGUCACAGUUCAUCGUCCAGUCCUUGUGUUUCCUGCGCUUCUCUGAUGCUUCCAAUUUCACCUUUGACCUUGUGUUUGACAUUGAUUUCUGGGAGGUUUUGUUUUGUUGUUUCCUAUACGUCCUCCGUUUUGUCAACAGGGGCACUAGAAAGACUGCCACUGAAUAUGUUUGAAAGUUACAUUAGAGUUAUUACAAGCAAAUAAGAGAAUCUAUUUUUCUAGAAGUGACUGACUUAACCACUAGGUUUUUGUGUUUUCUUUGCAAAAUCAGUUUGACAAGAGUCUGAGCUUUAACUUUGUUUUUAUCUCCUGUGUUGUGGAGCAGUCCUCCCAGUGCCCCUAUCCUCUUUAGUGUGUGUGUGUGUGUGUGUGUGUGUGUGUGUGUGUGUGUGUGUGUGUGUGUGUGUGUGUGUGUGUGUGUGUGUGUGUGUGUGUGUGUGUGUGUGUGUGUGUGUGUGUGUGUGUGUGUGUGUGUGUGUGUGUGUGUGUGUGUGAGAGACAGCAGUUAAUCUCCAGAGGAUGUUGUGCGUGUGUUUUCAUUGGGAUUUCCCAUUUGAGUGAUGUUAUGAGGAAGUAGCAUUUAAUGUCAGUGUAAAAAAAAAAAAAAAAAAGGUUUUUAAGUUUCAGCUUGUCAACUCAGCACUGUGAGCACAUGAUGCAUUUCUGCUCUUUCAUCUGUGGAGAAUCAGACAUGACAUUCACAGGGAGAGGCUUUUGUCACAGCAUAUUCAGUAUUCAUGUUUGUUUUUGAUAUAUCUGCAAUGAAAAUCUUGGUAAAAUGUGAUCUAGUUUGUGUUAACUUAAAAAAUUAUGAAUAAACUGGUGCCAAAUGUUUUGCACAA
This is a messenger RNA of Scophthalmus maximus (turbot), 6552 nucleotides long. It is a transcript of the gene celf1, whose product is annotated as cugbp, Elav-like family member 1. Gene Ontology annotation, molecular function: mRNA 3'-UTR binding. The transcript has 15 exons. NCBI's taxonomy places the organism in Eukaryota, Metazoa, Chordata, Actinopteri, Pleuronectiformes, Scophthalmidae. Gene Ontology annotation, biological process: mRNA splice site recognition; regulation of alternative mRNA splicing, via spliceosome. The record is from RefSeq and is a predicted model, not a curated record. Gene Ontology annotation, cellular component: cytoplasm; nucleus; ribonucleoprotein complex. The coding region runs from base 251 to 1840 and encodes 529 amino acids.